CUUAUCAAUUGUCUUCAACAAGAGUCAAUAUAAAGUAAUAAAUUCCAAAAAACGGAAACAUGGUGCAAUUAGCACUGAUGUGGAACUGUAUUUUGGUAUUAUUCCUUGUACGGAAUCCUGCACAAUCUACUGUCGCAAUCAGCUCAGUACAACCAAUUAUAACUCAACACAACAUAGAAGAUAUAAUAGCCCAACCAUAUGCUGUGCAAUCUUAUGGAGAAGGUGACCUGAUUGUCGCCGAAUCUAAGAAACACGAAGAAGAGGAAAAGGAAGAAAGCUACGAGUCGGAGUCCAGUGAAGAAAAAGAAAGUGAGCAUAAAGCUGAAAAGGGAGAAAAGAGCAAGAAGUAUCACAAAGAAGAAGAGGAACAUGCUAAAGGGGAAAAGGGGCAUCACGAAAAAGAAGGCAAAAAGGGUGAAGAGGAGGAGGAACAUGGUUUUGAAGAGAAACAUAAAAAAAGUUUUGAACAUCAGAAGAAACACAAGAAAGGAGAGAAGGGAGACAAAGGUCACGAGUUCGAAGAUCAUGGUUCAUAUAAAAAAGGUCACUCCGUCAAAGGUAAACAUAAUGUUCACAAAUUAGACGAAGACAAAAAGGAGAAAAAAUACUAUGAUGAAAAGCAUGCUGAAGGAGAAGAAGAAAAACACGGCAAAUUCGAAGAAGGUAAAAAACACAAAGAAGGCAAUAAGUAUAAAAAAGCUGUUAAAAAGAAGUCUGAACAUGGAGAAAAAUACGGAAAAAAGGAUCAUGGUCACAAGGGCCAUAAAAAGAAAGGACAUAAAGGCCACAAAAAGAAACACGAGGAAAAGAAAAAAUGGGGUAGUGAUCAUGAGAGUGGUAAGAAAAAAGGUGAAGAUGAGAAGAAGAAAUGGAAAAAAUCCGAAAAGAAAAGUAGCGAAGGUGGAAGUGGGGGUCAUGAACAUGAAUGGUAACCACAAUAACCAAUAAAUGUUAUUUUUGAUAUGAGUCAAGAGAUUAAGAGAUAUAAGCCUAAAUUUGAGAUUUCAAUGUUAACAAAAGCAGCACAGUUAUUUACCAUACUUUUAAAAAAUGAAUAAAAAUUAAUUCUUAAGUUUAAAUUAAUUCUUAAGUUUAAAAUGUAUAUAUCCCUACAAUGUAGGACUCCUACAUAUAUAACAUACAUUUUUAUGUAUGUAAGUAUAAAAAGGUCACAAAUAUAAAAGACUAUAAUUAAUCAUAAAGUUACAAAAAAUUAUAUAAUCAAACCCGAUUAUAACAAUCUGCGUGGGAGUAAAAUUUAUUCAUUAUAGACGAAGUUCGUAAUAAGACGGGUGAAAUAUUUGUAUGGACAGAAAAUGUAGUUUUCUUUAUAAUCGAGUUCGUUGCAAAAGAUGUUUUUGUAUGAAAUAUCGGGACUUGAAAAAUAAAAAAAUUCGUAAUUACA
Lucilia cuprina (Australian sheep blowfly) is the source of this 1405-nucleotide messenger RNA. RefSeq names its product cylicin-2. The coding region runs from base 60 to 932 and encodes 290 amino acids. The record is from RefSeq and is a predicted model, not a curated record. The transcript has a single exon. NCBI's taxonomy places the organism in Eukaryota, Metazoa, Arthropoda, Insecta, Diptera, Calliphoridae.